Trichoderma gamsii is the source of this 3783-nucleotide messenger RNA. RefSeq lists its product as hypothetical. The transcript has 3 exons. Gene Ontology annotation, molecular function: protein binding. NCBI's taxonomy places the organism in Eukaryota, Fungi, Ascomycota, Sordariomycetes, Hypocreales, Hypocreaceae. The record is from RefSeq and is a predicted model, not a curated record. Bases 1 to 3783 code for a protein of 1260 amino acids.
AUGGAGCAGCUAAGAUGGCUCACCGGCAUGAGCAGAAACGAGGAUUUGCCAGAAUGGGACAGCCCAUCACCUACAACUCCAACAGCGGGCUCCUCUGAGCACACCAGUUUGACAGCGUAUUCCGAAGAAACAGACGUGGCCCUCAAUCAUAAUGCUGGCGCCAAUAGACGUACUAUCUACGACCCAGUGGCAGACCCUAGCAAUCGAAGCUGUCUGAAAGCUCUCCAGACGACAGAUCCCCGCGAACACAAGGAGCGCAUUGAGAAAUCCAGCGGUGGCUUGUUUCGUGACUCUUGCUCAUGGAUUCUGGAUAACGCCGACUUUAAGCAGUGGUACUGUCAUCCAAGGAGCAACCUGCUCUGGAUAAAAGGCAAUCCUGGCAAAGGAAAGACCAUGUUGCUAUGCAGCAUCAUUGACGGACUGAACUCCACGGCAGAGUCAGAGAACCAACAGGCUUGCACGCUAUCCUACUUUUACUGCCAGGCUUCAGAUUUUCGCACCAAUAAUGCUGCAGCCGUGCUUCGCGGCCUAAUGUACAUGCUAAUUGACCGUCAGCCUAUGCUUCUGUCACAUGCGCGAAGGACUUACGACCGCGUUGGGGACCAACUCUUCAAGAACUCGAAUUGGGGGGCUUUGUCCAAGAUAUUUUCGGCUAUUGUACAAGACAGGCGCCUAAUCAAUACGUUUAUCAUCAUUGACGCUUUGGAUGAAUGUACUGCAGACAGAGAUUUGCUUAUUGACCUGAUUGCUCGGGUAUCAGCAGCGACUCCAGAGGUCAAAUGGCUCGUGUCCAGCCGCAACAUGUCGGAUAUUGAGGAGGGCUUCACCAUGGCCCACAAACUAGAAAUCUCUCUCGAAUUGAACGACAGGUCCAUUUUUGCAGCUCUUGGCCUAUACGUCCAGCAUAAAGUUGUCGAAUUAGCAAAAGGGAAAGGGUAUAGCAACGAGUUACAGAAUUCGAUUUACGGGUACAUAUGUCGGGGCGCAAAGAGUUCAUUCCUCUGGGUGGCCUUGGUUUGCCAGGAUAUUGCCACAAUCCCAAAGCAUUCAUAUAUUCUCCCAAGGCUCGCUGAGUUUCCGACUGGGACCGACGCUUUGUACACCUACAUGCUGGACCAAAUCUGCAUUUCAAAGAAAUCUAAGCUCUGUUUACACAUAUUGGCUGUCACAUCAGCUGUAUACCGACCAAUCACAAUAGACGAGCUGUCGUCUUUGGUCAGUACGCCUGGUGGUUCGUUGGAAGAAGAGACUCUAGUACAGGCUAUAGAGAUCUGCAGCUCAUUUCUAACCAUUCAUCAACGAACCAUCCUUUUCAUCCACCCGUCUGCGAAAGACUUCUUGCUUGAGAGAGCGGCCAAUACAGUGUUUGCAUCCGGGAUGGAGCACAUACACUAUAUCGUCUUCUCGCAAUCCCUUCAAGUUUUGCAGAAAACACUGCGACGGGACAUCUACGGCCUCAAUGUCCCUGGAUUCCCAAUCGAUCAGGUAAAACGGCCUGACCCAGACCCACUAGCAGCAGCGAGGUACCCAUGCGUAUUUUGGGCCAGGCAUCUUUUGGACUCUAUAAAGUUUGUUAGACAGCAUGGCGAUCUCAGUGACGGCGGCAAAGUGGACACAUUCCUGAGAACCAAGUUUCUAUACUGGCUCGAGUCUCUGAGUCUUCUUGGUAGCUUGCCCGAGGGAGCCUUCUCAAUAUCUCGGCUACACCAUGUACUCCGAAAGAAGGCUAAAUCGUCCUAUUUUUCCGAGGCUUGCUCUGACAAUACCUAUACAGAGCCAGGUAACAGUCAGCUUGCAGACCUAGUACGACAUGCGCACAUAUUUAUUACACAUCAUAUGGUACCGAUCCAAAGCAGUCCACUCCAAGUAUAUGCUUCAGCGCUCGUCUUCACACCGGCUAACACUCCUAUUAAGAACCUUUUUAGGUAUGAGGAGCCGGGAUGGAUUGUCCCGAAACCGAAUACCGAUGAUAAAGAACGCAUCCCAGGUGGCGUACAAGCGUUGAAAGGGAUCAGCGAACAAAUUGACAGCAUGGUCUUCUCACCAGAUGGCGCUUUACUCGCGUCAGUGUCCAUUGACGGCGCUGUCCAGAUUUGGAAUCUUGAAACCGGCCGUUGCUUGCAAACGCUCCACGUUCACUUAGAUUCUGUUUAUUCCGUUACUUUUUGUCCAACUAGCAGCACUUUGAUCAUCUCUGGGAGAGAAGAUAACUCCAUCCAAGUCUGGGAUACACUUACAAACCAGAUGCUGCAAACUCUCAAGGGCCAUAACGAUGCCAUUUGCGCCAUUAGCUUCUCACCAAAUAACAACGACUUACUUGCGUCCGGAUCGUGGGAUCAUACCGUCAGAAUCUGGGACCUCGCAGCAAGCAGCUGCCUGCAAACCCUCAAGGGUCACGAUGGCGAUGUCUGCGCCAUUGCCUUCUCGCCAGAUGGCGUCCGGCUUGCGUCGGGGUCGUCUGACUGCACUAUCAAGAUCUGGGACCCAGUCAAUAACCUGUGCCUUCAAACGCUCCGUCGAUAUAAUGUAGUCUCUACCGCCAUCACCUUUACAGCCGAUGGAACCAAGCUCGUAUCAGCACUGGACGGUGAUGAUGUUGCAAUCUGGGAUGUGGCAACAGGUCAAUGCCUACACAAAGCAUUCGUUGGCGCUCCACUUCGAAAACUAAAUUUCGACGUGACAGGCUCUCUGCUUCAUACGGAUAGGGGGACGAUUAGUGUCGACUUUUCUAAUAAUGCCAAGGUAUGGAAAGAUUAUGGUCAUUUCUGGAAUACUGUUCUCGUAGUGUCUCAACCACCUCACACUGACUUCAAUCUCACAUUUUCCACAAUCAAGCGAUGGUGGGAACGUCACAAUCGGGUGACUUUAACUCAGUGCUAUUCUAGAAAUGUCCAUGCCACGCAAGCUAGCGAUGUUUCGCGAACCUUGGAGAGACGUCUCCAGACGCAUCUCUCCAUGUAUAAAGAAGUCCUUCGCCAACCCCUGAGGCUCGACUCUUCUCUCAUCAUCAAUCAUAACAAUCAGAACAAAAGCAUCAGCUACUAUAUGCAAAACUGCAAAGCACCUCUUCGCAACAUACUAUCUCGCAACAGCCGCACUCUGAAGCCCUCUUCUCUAAGACCACUCACAACCACACCUCGCAAAAUGUCUCUCUUCCAGCGCAACUUUUACCCUCCCGAGGCUUCCUUCACGCCUCUCUUCCGCCUCCUCGAGGACUUUGACAACUACUCCCGACAAGACAAUGGCACCACCCCAGGUCGCCCCACUGGCCUCGCUCACUGGCAGCCCAAGUUUGACGUGCGCGAGACCGACUCUGCCUAUGAGCUCCACGGCGAACUGCCCGGCAUGAGCAAGGAAAACGUCAGCAUUGAGUUUACAGACUCCCAGACCCUGCAUAUCAAGGGCAAAGUCGAGAGGACCUACAGCUCCGGCACUUCUCCCGCUGGUGCUCUAGAAGGCAAAUCUAACGCCGGCGCCAUCACUGAGGGCAAGGAAGGCCAGUCAAAGUCGACUUCUCACAAGCCCACCGUUGAAGACGCAACCGAAGAGGGCACCCCCAAAGAAGGCGAGGGCCAAGUCGCAACGACCUCUGAGGAAAAGAAGCCCGCCGACUCUGCCAAGUACUGGCUCACCGAGCGCAGCGUUGGCCAGUUUUCGCGCACCUUCAACUUCCCUGCUCGUGUUGAUCAGGAUAACGUCUCGGCCAAUUUCAAGGACGGCAUCCUGAGCAUCACUGUUCCCAAGGCUGCUAAGCACGAACCACGACGCAUUGCUGUCAACUAG